GCUUAGACAACAGCACUUGCCGACCAGCAGCCCAGUUGAUAACAUCAUCGCACCCAGAGUUUCGGGAGAUUACCAGUACAAAACACAUCAUCAAAACAGAAUGUCGCACUUCACCGUCGUCGCCGUCCUUUUCGUCUGCCUUGCCAUUAUCCUGGGAGACCAAGGCGCCCAGGCUGCCGUUGCCAAGGUUCACCUGACCAAUCCCGAUCAUCCCGGCAAGUGUGUGCUGGACUCGAACACGAUCAUGUCGCCCGGACAGAAGGGCAAGCAGCCCAAUCACCCAUGUGCAGGUGUCGAGUGCCAUGAAGGUGGAAUGGUAACCAUCAGGACCUGUACGGCCGUUGCUCCGCCAAAGGGAUGCAAGCAGCGCGACUUCGUCAACACCAACCGCAACUAUCCCGAGUGCUGCGAGCGAGCCUACGAUUGCACCAAGCACAUCUAAAGCUAUCGUUACUCGAGUGUUGAUAGUUAAGUGCUAACCAAUGGAUAGUGGUUAUCCUUUUUUUUUUGUUUGUUUUUGUUUUAUUUAUUGUGUAUACUACAACAUAACAAUUAAAAUGUAAACGCUUAGCAAUACAAUUAAAUAAUUUAAUAGAAUCAUUAACAGAAAAUACA
Messenger RNA from Drosophila rhopaloa, 615 nucleotides. RefSeq lists its product as uncharacterized. The coding region runs from base 101 to 442 and encodes 113 amino acids. The transcript has 2 exons. The record is from RefSeq and is a predicted model, not a curated record. NCBI's taxonomy places the organism in Eukaryota, Metazoa, Arthropoda, Insecta, Diptera, Drosophilidae.